This is a messenger RNA of Oryza brachyantha (malo sina), 734 nucleotides long. RefSeq lists its product as uncharacterized. The record is from RefSeq and is a predicted model, not a curated record. NCBI's taxonomy places the organism in Eukaryota, Viridiplantae, Streptophyta, Magnoliopsida, Poales, Poaceae. The transcript is spliced from 4 exons. Bases 1 to 564 code for a protein of 187 amino acids.
AUGGAACUUGCUAGCAGUUUUCAUCAUGGUCUGGGACAUGAAAGCAGUGGAUGGUUGUGUGGAAAGUUGAUGUAUUAUGCAGCCUUGCAAGCAAGUGCUAAAGUCAUUAUGAAAGGUGGAGAAGAACGCAUGAAGAUGGAGCUAGCUAACAUAAUACUUAAUAAGCAUAGUGAUGAAAGAACACUGGUUGAAGCUGUAAAAGAGCAUUUCUUUGCUGAGCAUCUAUUUAGUGACCAGUAUCAAGAUAGGCCUCUUUUCAGGUGGCGUCUACGCCAUACCUAUGUCGACCAUUCUUUUAUGGAAAGGGUCAAGGAGAUUGAAGUUAAGAUCUCAAAUGAGGGAUCUGGAUCAAUUUCUGGACAAAGAACCACAAACAUUGGAUCAUUUGGAGACCUCAUGGAGGACCCACUGGCUUGUAUUCUUGGUUCUCCAGACGGCAAUACAGAAAGCAGCAAGUUAGCUGAGCACAGAGGUACAAUCGUGACGAGGAGGGAGGUCCAAGCCCACAGAAGAAGAAGUUACCGGCAUCAUCGUCGACAUGCUGACAAAGCUUCUGCACUAUGAUGUGUGAUAUCUAUAUCAGAGAUUGAGGGUUGUUAAUGCUAGUAUUAUCCUUCGAACUUUCAGUCACAGACAACCAAUAGGAGUGGAUUUCUGGGAUGAUUAUUCUCGUCCACGACCAGAAUUAACCCAUAGGUAGGGGUGGGCAAAAAUAAACCGGCCACCGAACUACA